Molecule: messenger RNA, 1177 nt
Organism: Spizellomyces punctatus DAOM BR117
Lineage: Eukaryota; Fungi; Chytridiomycota; Chytridiomycetes; Spizellomycetales; Spizellomycetaceae
Exons: 2
Coding region: 45-1022 (325 amino acids)
Source: RefSeq, a predicted model, not a curated record
GACCAACCUCCCCAAAAUCGUCACCGCCCACCACCAUAUCUAUUAUGCCCAUCGACGACCCAAACUGCCAGUUUUACACGGACAGCAACGGCACCUCUGUUAUAUCGUACACUGGCUUACUGUCGAAAUGGGACAAGCCAGAGUCCCCGUGCACAGGAAUCAAUCUGCUCAGUGUAAACCUGUUCUUCUGUGUGCUCGCCAUUUGUAUACAACUAGGGACUGCUACGUUCGUCUAUCUUAUCCUUCUUCGCCAUCGCAAAACAAAGCACAACAUUCUUAUUUUUAUGGCACCUGCGGCAUUAAUUCCUGGAUCCAUACUUGACACCAUAUCGGCAUCAACUUACUUUCAAUUCUUUGGAUAUCCGGAUGGGACUCAAUUACCCAAGAUCUUCUUUUUUACGGCAUGCACAUUGUUGGCAUGUGUUGAAGGAAUUCGACUCGAUUUUUUAAUCAUGAUCAUCGGGCAGGGGAAAGUGAAGAAGGAAUGGGGAAAAUGGUUUAUGUGGUUCACGAUGGGAGUUGGAACAAUACUGGGGGUUCUCACUAUCGCGUUGUUCAUAUCAUCGGCAAAGGGAGAGUCAGCUAGUGCGAGCUGGAGCUGGCCUUACACUCUGUGGUUCAUGUACGUCGGCGCCUUGGAUAUUUCCAUCAGUAUAGCGAUUCUGCAUCUCGCAUAUCGGCAGACUGCUCUCCUUGCAGCCUUCGCGAACGGCAAACUGAACAUUGCCCAAGUCGGCGCUCUGGCAGGACGAUUUAAACGUCUUGCGUUUCUCCAGUUAGUCAUGAUUUUGUGCACGGCGUUACUCUUCAAUGUACGGGUUGGAUAUUCGUUUGGCCUCUUUGCGACUGUCGGAGUAUCAUCACAGAUGUCGACAGUAGUAUACUCCGUGCAUCUGCUGCAAAAGAUACAACAUCUGAAAAAUGCGAACAUGAAGGGAGAGGAGGAUAGUAGCUCCGCUCGAAAGAGCCAUGGAACUGACCGUACCGGAAGUCAUGCAACUGAGCGUACGACGGUGCCGUAGAAGUGCAGUUAUAUUUGAACGUAAUAGAGUCUACUGAUAGGCCUUGUUCCAAGGCGGCAAGUAGUAGAGUGCUUUAUCGCGCUUAUCUACACACAUCCACUUAAAAAUGGUGAUCCUCGUUCACUAUCGGCCUGUUUCGCUCUUAACUGGUACAG